Molecule: messenger RNA, 630 nt
Organism: Lytechinus variegatus (green sea urchin)
Lineage: Eukaryota; Metazoa; Echinodermata; Echinoidea; Temnopleuroida; Toxopneustidae
Exons: 3
Coding region: 1-630 (209 amino acids)
Source: RefSeq, a predicted model, not a curated record
AUGUCUUACCUGCGUCGGUGGUUCCUCAUUUUGAACUUCAAAAGAUUGGGAAAACUUGUAUCGAAAAUGGCGUCUUUCUUUCUCGCUCUGAUCGUAUUCGGAUUCGCAGCUCAGGCCAAUGCUUGGCCAUUCCGAGGCAACAUCCCUGGCGACGACGAAGACGGUUACGGCGUCGAUCUAUCCUUAUCCUCUGUCUGCCAUCAAGCCUUCGUGGAGAACGAGAAUAAGUACGAGGAAUCGUUCGUCCACUUCAUGCUCGAGGUCAUCUGCCCAUCUCUCCUUGAUGACGACGACGAAGGGUCAGGGGAGGGGUCUGGUCACGGGCUGGCUUGGUUAGCCACGCACGGCAACGGGUUGCGGAUUUUGGGCUUUGAAGAUAUAGUCCGAGCCCUCUCCACAGACCCCGCCACACAGCAGUACCUCCGCGACACCGCCGAGCACAUCUGCGGACCCGAACACUUCGUCCACCCCGGCAUCGAGGCAUUCUGCCACUUCCGCGAAGUGGGCAUCAAAAUCAACUUCUUAGGUGGAGGAAGUGGUGAUGGGAGCGGGGAAGGUGGCACUUAUUCUAGCAGCUACAGUAGCGAUGAUGGAUACGGCUACUCUAUGUUUUCAAGUAGUUACGUGUAA